Messenger RNA from Acaulospora morrowiae, 471 nucleotides. Lineage: Eukaryota; Fungi; Glomeromycota; Glomeromycetes; Diversisporales; Acaulosporaceae. The record is from the annotation of a GenBank genome assembly.
UCGGGGACAGUCAUCCAAAUAAAGUUAUCGCGCUUGCGGGUAGUGAUUUUGUUGAUCUUCUGGAAGCAAUUAAGGCAAAGAAACCAGUGGACAUAACCUGCGACUCUGAUGCCCUCACCCUCCAUGUGAAGAAUGAGAACGAAUCAAUGUAUAUUAUAAUUGACUCCGACAUUUUUGAGGACGAGUUUCAGAAUGACUUCUCCGUUUUAGUUGAAAAGUUUGGAAUAAAGCGAAAAAACCCAAUAAAAGUAAUACUUCCAAAAAUAAAAAGUUUAACAGAAAGUGUAGCAGCAAUUACACCCAAAGCUGAUAGGAUUGAACCCGAAUUUUCAAUAAAUUAUUCAGAACUUCUAAAUAGUUCUCUUUCAAAGAUCGAGAGAGAGAGCGAAGAUAGAACCGAACAAGAAGAAAUUGAGAUUGAAUUUGAGAGCGAAGAUAGAACCGAACAAGAAGAAAUUGUGAUUGAAUUUG